GAGAGAGAGAGAGAGAGAGAGAGAGAGAGAGAGAGAUGAGAGAUGCGCAAUCAGGAAGCGCUUCCGUCAUAGAGGUUUGAACACAUGAAGAAGCUGCAGUGAUCUGUGAAGAUGCCGCCGCAGAGAGUGUUCGCGCUUCCCCGUCAGAAGUCCCUGUUUCUACCGGCUGUCCUUAAUCCAUUCGUGCACGACCUUAAACUAACCAAAGCCGAUCAAGUCAAAUGUUUUCUUCUGGGAAUCAUCCUUGUGCCUCUCCGAUCCAUUUUCUUGAUUCUCGUCAUCAUGGUCAUGUGGCCAGUUGCUGCAAUGAUAACAUUCAGACAGCCUCUGAAAGGAGCUGUGGAGCCUGUGACUGGCUGGAGAAGGUUUAUGUGCCAAAGAGUGUUUACAUUUCUGGGCCGGAUGUAUUUCUUCGGGAUGGGCUUCAGGGUGGUGGUGAAGGGGAAGCAGGCCAGCAGUGUAGAAGCUCCCAUUCUAGCUGUGGCCCCCCACUCUUCUUUCUUUGAUGCUAUCGUCUGUAUUGAAGCUGGUCUGCCCUCUACAGUAUCCCGCUCAGAGUCCUUGGAAGCACCAAUCUUUGGAAGGUUUUUGCGCUGUGUGCAGCCAGUGCUUGUUUCACGCAAAGAUCCAGAUUCUCGUAGAAACACUAUCCUUGAGAUCACUAGGAGAGCACAAUCAGAAGGCCGCUGGCCACAGAUGAUAAUUUUUCCUGAAGGAACAUGUACAAACAGGUCAUGUCUCAUUACCUUUAAACAAGGUGCCUUUGUCCCAGGGGUCCCAGUGCAGCCUGUUCUUAUCAGAUACCCAAAUAAGCUGGACACGGUCACAUGGACAUGGCAAGGCCCAAAGUCGGCCAGACUGCUGCUGCUUACACUCUGUCAGCUCUACACAACAGUGGAAAUUGAGUUUCUACCCCCUCAUAUUCCUACCGAGACCGAGAAAAAGAGUCCUACCAAGUUUGCUCAGUCCGUGAGAGCUGUCAUGGCAGAGUCGCUGGGCUUGUUGGUCACAGACCACACUUAUGAAGAUUGUCGUCUCAUGAUUGCAGCUGGAGAAUUGACCCUGCCUAUGGAGGCAGGUCUUGUGGAGUUUACCAAGAUCAGCAGGAAAUUGGAAUUAAAAUGGGACAAUUUGAGGAAGGAGUUGCAGAGUUUUGCCAACAUAGCCUGUUCGUGCAAAGGUGGAAGGAUCACAAUUGAGGAGUUUGCCAGCUUCCUCAAACUGCCAAUCAGCCCAGCUUUGCAGGAGCUCUUCGCUCUGUUUGACAGGAAUGGGGAUGGCACUAUUGAUUUCAGAGAGUAUGUCAUUGGUGUAACUGUUUUGUGCCGACCAGCUAAUAAUGAGGAUGUAAUUCAGACUGCAUUUAAGCUGUUUGACAUUGAUGAAGACAACUGUAUCACACGUGAGGAGUUUAGCAGUUUGCUACGUUCUGCUCUUGGAGUGUGUGAUCUAGACGUCCACAGCCUCUUCACAGAGAUUGAUGCAGAUCAAUCAGGACAUAUAACUUAUGAUGAGUUCCGUUCAUUUGCUCUCACCCACCCCGAGUAUGCCAAACUUUUCACCACCUACAUCGAGCUACAGCGAUACCAGGCUUUUCAGGGAGAGGAGUCAGACUUUGACGCUGAUUUUUCUGAAUGCUGUAACGCUUCUCAUGAUGAUCACCAAGAGGACAGUCAGACUUCUGAUAAGAAAGAUGACUGACACAGCCAAAGAAUGUAAAGCAACAAAAUAUGAAGCAGAAAAAGAUACAGCCAUAAGCAUGAUAUUCUGUCUUGCCAUUUGAAGAGGUACCUUAGGCUUGGGUGGAUUUUGUUUUUGUACACAAGCAUACGCCCCUUCACACAGUUAAGCAAACUUGGUUUUCCCUGUAACCCUUUUUUUUUUUUUAAACGUUUUCAUGUUUUAUUUCAAGGCCUUCAGAUAAGUGUUUACAAACUGUGUUCACAAAAUAUGUGCUAUGAUAUUUCUUAUUCUGACACAAUACAUAAUCUCAUUUAAUUAUUCUAUACCCCUUGAUUUAUUUUUUUAUUUAUUUUCUUUCACAUAAAUCUUGUAGUCCCAAAUACAUUUUUCAUUCAUGUCAUUAUUUGAAGUAUGAUAUCAUAAAUAUAAUUUGCAUACCUGUAAUAGAGAAAGUGAUUUUCUGAUCUGGUACUUUGAACACAGGGCCCACAAUAAGGACAAAUGUCAAAACUUAAGGGUGUUUUUUGAAUAGUGGAUACUAUAGUGGAUUUUCAGAUAAGAUGAAAGUGAUUUCAAAAUAGAUUUUAUACAUAUACAGUAGUCUUUAUUUCUUUCUAUUCUCUGCUCAGGGACUGGGGUGCAGAAAUUGUAUCAAAGGUUUUGCUUUGCAUUUCCAUUGAGGGGAGAUGUUGCUGAGUUAGCCCCUGCUGCUUGUUCUGACUAAUAUUCUGUUGCAUCCACUGAAAAUAGGCCAAUUUGUGAGCAAACAGGCAACACAACACACCCACAACAGCAUGCACCUGAGGGCUUGGUUCCAAAUUAUCCCACUGCAGUUGUAUUUAUUUAGCAAUGCAGCUUGCAAUUAUGAUUUUUGUUAACACAGCAAAGUUAGCUUAUUUUGCAAUAAAAAAAU
Messenger RNA from Xyrauchen texanus (razorback sucker), 2596 nucleotides. It is a transcript of the gene lpcat2, whose product is annotated as lysophosphatidylcholine acyltransferase 2. NCBI's taxonomy places the organism in Eukaryota, Metazoa, Chordata, Actinopteri, Cypriniformes, Catostomidae. Gene Ontology annotation, molecular function: 1-acylglycerophosphocholine O-acyltransferase activity; calcium ion binding. The transcript is spliced from 14 exons. The record is from RefSeq and is a predicted model, not a curated record. The coding region runs from base 112 to 1701 and encodes 529 amino acids. Gene Ontology annotation, cellular component: endoplasmic reticulum.